Messenger RNA from Solea senegalensis (Senegalese sole), 2550 nucleotides. RefSeq names its product patched domain-containing protein 3 (gene ptchd3b). The coding region runs from base 33 to 2525 and encodes 830 amino acids. NCBI's taxonomy places the organism in Eukaryota, Metazoa, Chordata, Actinopteri, Pleuronectiformes, Soleidae. The record is from RefSeq and is a predicted model, not a curated record. The transcript is spliced from 4 exons. Gene Ontology annotation, cellular component: membrane.
GUAGCAGUAUAGUGAGACGUGUGUCUGCAGCUAUGGCAAAGUGCCGCAUGGAUUGCAUAGAGAGACACCUGUCUAUCUGGUUUGAGAGGAUAGGGUUUUUUAUUGGAUCUCAUCCCUGGUGGUACCUCAUCACCCCUCUUUUUCUCUCAGCACUUCUGGGAAGCGGGUUUUAUUUUUUACCGUGCAGGAUGUCCAACAACAUCGAAGAAGAGUUCACACCUGUUAACGGACAAGCCAAGAAGGAGAGGAAGUACAUCCAAGAAACCUUUCCAGUGAACGAGUCCACGUUUUCAAGGUUGAGGCUGAGCACAGAUGGAAAUUAUGCAACUCUCAUAGCCACAAGUGACAGGAAUAUCCUGACAGUCGAGUCACUUCAGGUGAUUCUUCACUUGGACCUAAAAAUCCGGCAUAUGGUUGUAGAGUUUGGUAACCAGUCCUUUACGUAUGCGGAUAUCUGUGCUGAAGUGAUGGGAUCCUGUGUGUCUAAUGAUAUUCUCGAUCUUAUUCAAUACAAUGCCAGCAACAUAGGUGCUCUCAGAUUGACAUUUCCAUGGUAUGACUCAGAUUCUAAGAGAGUUCCUCUAUAUUUAAGUCUGGGCAGUGUGAAAGUAAACGAGGAGAGCUCAGUUGUUGAAAGCGCUCACGCCAUUCAGCUCUACUACUAUUUACAAGAGGGAAAUAAACCAAAAACAGACCUUUGGUUGGAAAAGUUCAUCGAUAUGGUCUCAAAUGCAUCUUCAGCACACAUUCAGGUGUCAUACUCCACCUCUAUGUCACUUCAGUGGGAAUUUGAGGAAACACCAAGUUCUGUAAUCUCUUUAUUCUCCAUCACAUACGCCAUCGCCAUCACAUUUUCAAUUGCAUCGUGUUGGAGGUUGGAUAAUGUGCGGACAAAGGUGUGGGUGGCGUGGUUUGGAGUCUUUUCCACUGGUCUAUCCAUCCUGAGUGGGUUUGGAGCUUUGUUGCUGCUGGGUCAACCCUUUGUUAUGCCAGCUGCCUCCUGCCCUUUCCUGAUAUUAGGUAUUGGGAUUGAUGAUAUGUUCAUCAUGAUAUCCAGUUGGCAGAGGACCUGUGUCAUGGACAGCGUCCCCACCCGGCUGGCUCACACCUACAAAGACGCUGCCAUGUCCAUCACCAUCACCUCGCUGACUGAUGCACUGGCUUUCUUCCUGGGCUUCAUCUCACCGUUUGGUUCAGUCCAGUCCUUCUGUAUGUACGCGGGGAUUUGUGUUUGCUUCUGUUAUUUGUACAACAUCACUUUCCUGGGGGCCUGUAUGGCUUUGAAUGGGCACAGGGAAGAAGGGAAUAGGCACUGGUUCACCUGUGCCGUCGUCCCGGUCUCGCCCGCUGAGAAUUCCAACGCUUGCAGCAUCUGCUGUGUCGGAGGGAAAUAUGAUAACGUCACCGAAAAGGAGGAGACUGAGUUCAUAAGUCACGUGUUUGAGAAGUUCUACGGCCCAUUUCUGACCCACAAGCUCAUUAAAGUGCUUGUGCUUGUCAUAUAUUUGGGUUAUUUAGCUGCAGGCAUCUAUGGUUGUUUGAUCUUAGAGGAAGGACUCGAUAUCAGGAAUCUGGCUUUAGAUGACUCCUACUUGGUCGCUUAUUACGAUGAUCAGAGGCAGCACUUUUCUGGGUACAGCGUCAAUGUGAUGGUGGCAGUGACUCAAACGAUCGAAUACUGGAACAGGACAGAGCAGGAGAGUUUGCAGUCGUGCAUUUUGAAUUUCCAAAGUUUGAGCUAUGUCAACAGUACGGUCGCCUGGUUUCUGUCCUUCCAACAGUAUGCAGACGCCAACGCAUUUGACAUAAGCUCUGAAGAGGCUUUCCAAACCCAUCUGUCACAAUUCUUACAACACGCCCCGAUGUUCAGACAGGACAUCAACUUUACCGCAGACAACGAGAUUCGGGCGUCUCGCUUUUUCAUUCAGACACUAGACAAUGUGACAGAGAAGGAGAUGAUGACUGGUAUCAGGAAAACAGCGGAGGAGUGUCCAAUCAAGCUGCUGGUCUACCAUCCUGCUUUCAUCUACUUUGACCAGUACACGGUCAUUGUGGAGAACACCAUUCAAACCGUCCUGGUGGCUGUGUGCGUGAUGCUCGUCGUCGCACUCCUCCUGAUACCCAGUCUCCUGUGCUCUCUCUGGGUGGCCUUUGCGGUGUUGUCGGUGAUUGUUGGCGUGAGUGGAUUCAUGGCACUGUGGGGCGUCAACCUGGACAGCAUUUCCAUGAUCAACCUCGUCAUGAGCAUUGGUUUCUCUGUGGAUUUCUCAGCCCACAUUUCGUACUCCUUUGUCUCCAGUCCCAAGCGGGAUCCAAAUCAGAAAGCAAUCGACGCCUUGGCCCAUUUAGGGUAUCCUGUCCUUCAGGGAGCAGUGUCCACUAUUUUAGGCGUGGUGGUGCUGUCCGUGUCUGGGAGUUACAUCUUCAGGACGUUCUUCAAGGUUGUGUUUCUUGUGAUUACAUUUGGGCUGGUGCACGGCUUGGUGUUCAUCCCAGUGUUUCUGACACUGUUGAGGUGUUGUUAAAGCCCACAUAGACCGGAAGCUCCAA